AUGGCCAAGGCGUAUGACAGGAUGGAGUGGCCGUUUGUGGAACAGAUGUUGAGGAGGUUGGGGUUUGAGGAUAGGUGGGUGCAGCUGGUUAUGUUGUGCGUCCGUUCUGUGCGGUAUAAGGUUCUGGUAAAUGGUAGGCCCUUUGAGGAAAUUGUCCCCACGAGGGGUCUUAGGCAAGGGUGGCCAAGCCCAGCUAUCUCACAUUUGUUUUUUGCGGAUGAUAGCCUUCUCUUCUUUAAGGCUAAUUUGCAGGAAGCUUUGGAGGUUAAGAGGUGUCUUGGAGUAUAUGAGGCAUAUUUUGGACAGGCGGUCAAUUUUAAUAAGUCAAGUAUUUCUUUCAGCCGUAAUACAUUGGUUGAUAUGGAGGAUCUCGUUGCUGGGGCCUUGGGGGUUUCUCAGGCUGAUGAUUUUGGUAAGUAUCUGGGACUCCCUUCUGUGAUUGGCAGGAAUAAGAAGUUGGUUUUUGCGUAUAUUGAGCAAAAGUUAAAGCAAAGGUUUGGGACGUGGAACAAGCGGCUCCUGUCCAGAGCUGGUAAGGAGGUUCUAUUGAAGAGUGUGGCGCAGGCUAUGCCAACUUAUACUAUGAGCAUCUUUUUAAUCCCCAAAAUGUUGUGUGCUUCCCUUGAGAGAUUAAUGAACAGAUAUUGGUGGGGGCGGAGUGAUAGGGAUGUUAGCAUUCAUUGGUUGGCUUGGGACAGAAUGUGUACGCCUAAGAAGUUUGGUGGUCUAGGCUUUAAACGGUUACAUGAGUUUAACGUGGCUUUGCUUGCCAAGCAGGGUUGGCGCCUCCUCACGGCUCCAAAUACUCUUAUGGCUUGA
This is a messenger RNA of Ipomoea nil (Japanese morning glory), 819 nucleotides long. RefSeq lists its product as uncharacterized. The record is from RefSeq and is a predicted model, not a curated record. The coding region runs from base 1 to 819 and encodes 272 amino acids. Lineage: Eukaryota; Viridiplantae; Streptophyta; Magnoliopsida; Solanales; Convolvulaceae. The transcript is spliced from 2 exons.